Messenger RNA from Oldenlandia corymbosa var. corymbosa, 651 nucleotides. NCBI's taxonomy places the organism in Eukaryota, Viridiplantae, Streptophyta, Magnoliopsida, Gentianales, Rubiaceae. The record is from the annotation of a GenBank genome assembly.
AUGUUGCCUUUAAGCCAUAGUUGUUCAUUUUUUAUUACCCCUUCAAAAUCAUUCAAAUUGAAUUUGACCCCAACGUUUUCUUAUCCUCCUUUAACCACCACCCGCUUCCGCUGCCGGAACGCCAUUGCCGACCAACCAUUCGGUCAUUCCUCACGCCGUUGGUGGGUUAAUUUUGUUUCCGCCGCGGCCGACGCAGCUGCCUCUGGCCUAGGUGGGACCUCUGACGCUAGCAGCGGCCGCGACGGCGGCGGAACAUUUGGAGCUGGAAGUUCAAGUAUUGGCAAUAAGGAAUCGAAGGUGAAUGCGAAGGGGGAGAGGUGGUCGCGGCCUCGGGAGAGUUACUUGACUGACAACGAUGAUGCUCUUCCUCUGCCAAUGACUUAUCCUGAUACUAAACCCGUUUCGCCUGAAGAAAUCGACCGCCGUCUUAGAUGUGAUCCCGAAAUCCAGGAUUGUAAGGAAGUUGUAUAUGAAUGGACUGGGAAGUGUCGAAGUUGCCAAGGAAGUGGAUAUGUCAGCUACUAUAGCAAGCGAGGGAAAGAAACCAUAUGCAAGUGCAUACCCUGCCUCGGAAUUGGAUAUGUACAAAAGAUAACAGCACGCAAGGACAUCGAUGUGAUGGAGGACAUAGAUAAUGGAAAACCACCCUGA